GUGCUGCCCUAAUGUUUGUGGAACAAGGAGCUGUGUGGCAGCUAGAUACAUGGAUAUCAAAGGAAAAAAAGGUCCUGUUGGAAUGCCAAAGGAUGCUACCUGUGAUCACUUUAUGUGUACACAGCAAGGUUCUGAAUGUGACAUUUGGGAUGGACAACCCAUAUGUAAAUGCAGAGACAGAUGUGAGAAGGAACCAAGCUUCACUUGUGCAUCUGAUGGACUUACUUACUACAACAAAUGUUUUAUGGAUGCAGAAGCUUGCACCAAAGGUAUUACGCUAACAAUUGUUACUUGUAAAUAUCAUCUCUCUUGGCCAAACACUAGCCCUAUCCCUUCAGGAACUACAGCUAAUCCUACUGCUGCAUCUCUUGAAACUACAAUUAUAAAUGUAAUUCCACCCACACUAAUUAAUAAUCCAGUUCACAAGACAGUCAACGUAGGAGAUACUGUGAGUUUUCAUUGUGAUGUAACAGGUAAACCUAAACCAGAAAUAACCUGGGAAAAACAGGUAGAAGGAAAGGAAAGUGUUGUUAUGCGGCCAAAUCAUGUUGUAGCAAAUAUAGUGGUUACUAACAUUGCACAACUAGUGAUCUACAACACCCAGUUACAAGAUGGAGGGAUAUACACAUGUACCGCAAAAAAUGCAGGUGGCAUCAUAAAGAUCAACUUCCCUCUGACAGUGAAAGAGGCUCCUCCUAAAGAAAUAACUCACAAUAAAACUUUUUUUCCAACUGAUGAAUGCUUGAAGCCACCAGACAGUGAAGAUUGUGGGGAAGAACAAACCAGAUGGUAUUUUGAUGCAAAGAAAAAUAAUUGCUACGUGUUUAUUUAUGGUAAUUGUAACAGUAAUUUGAACCACUUUGAAACAUAUGAGACAUGUAUGUUGACUUGUAUGAAUGGACCUGUCAACAUUUGCAAUUUUCCAGCCCUACAAGGUACUUGCAAAGCCUAUGAACCAAGGUGGGCAUACAAUAAACUGUUAAAUCAAUGUCAGUCUUUCAUAUAUGGAGGAUGUGGCGGGAAUGAAAAUAACUUUGAAAGUAAAGAAAUCUGUGAAGAUAUGUGCCCCUUCCCCAAGAAUCAGAAGUGCAAAGUCUGUAAACCCCGUCAAAAGCUGGUGACGAGUUUUUGCAAAAGUGAUUUUGUAAUCCUUGGUCGCAUUACAGACCUGACAGAAGAACAAGAUUCCGGACAUGCUCUGGUGUCUGUUGAAGAAAUUUUAAAAGAUGAUAAAAUGGGACUCAACUUUUUAGGCAAAGAGCCUCUUGAAAUUACACUGCUCAAUAUGGACUGGAGUUGUCCAUGUCCCAAUGUAACUUCAACCAGCAGUCAACUGAUCAUCAUGGGCGAUGUACACAAUGGCAUGGCUGUACUUCAGCCCCACAGUUUUGUUGGGGUAUCAAGUGCAAGACGCAUAAGGAAGCUCCGUGAAGUCAUUCACAAUAAAACGUGUGAUCUUCUAAAAGAAAUUUUAGGUCAACCAUAG
This is a messenger RNA of Bombina bombina (fire-bellied toad), 1486 nucleotides long. It is a transcript of the gene WFIKKN2, whose product is annotated as WAP, follistatin/kazal, immunoglobulin, kunitz and netrin domain containing 2. The transcript has a single exon. Gene Ontology annotation, molecular function: protein binding; serine-type endopeptidase inhibitor activity. Bases 50 to 1486 code for a protein of 478 amino acids. The record is from RefSeq and is a predicted model, not a curated record. NCBI's taxonomy places the organism in Eukaryota, Metazoa, Chordata, Amphibia, Anura, Bombinatoridae.